Molecule: messenger RNA, 654 nt
Organism: Oryza brachyantha (malo sina)
Lineage: Eukaryota; Viridiplantae; Streptophyta; Magnoliopsida; Poales; Poaceae
Product: E3 ubiquitin-protein ligase EL5-like
Exons: 1
Coding region: 1-654 (217 amino acids)
Source: RefSeq, a predicted model, not a curated record
AUGGCUCUGUGGCCACCGCCUUUACCCCUCCCUUUCGCUCAGCCUCCGCCACGCCAGCUAUUGUCGCCACCGCCACCAUGGUGGCCACCAGCGUCGACAACGCCAUCCCGCGGCAAUGACAGCACUUCUUCCCCCGGAGGGAUCGUCGCCAGUGUGGCCAUUGGCCUCGUGGCGUUGCUGCUCGCGUUCGCGAUCACGUGCACCAUAUGCCAGGGGCGCCGAAACAGCCGGGCCGCCGCCGCCGACGCUCGACUGCGUCCACCACCGAAUGGUGAUGACGCCGACGGCGACAACGGCGAGCCGCACCAGCUCCGCAGGUCGGGCGCGGCUAGCCCGAGCGCCCCGCCAUGGCCCGGCGACGACGACGGCGCCACCAACAGCGCUAGCCCGACGGCCGCCAGCCUCCCGGCGUUCACGUACAGCCCGACGGUGAAGCGCAACGUGGCCGGCGACGAAGGCGAGCAGGAGACGGCGGCGGCGGCGGCGACGUGCUCGGUGUGCCUGGGCGCGUUGCGGCUCGGGGAGACGGUGCGGCUGCUGCCGGCGUGCCUCCACCUGUACCACGCCGAGUGCAUCGACCCGUGGCUGGAUGGGCACACGACGUGCCCGCUCUGCCGCUCCGACGCCGACGCCGACCCGACGGCGGCGGUCUAG